Messenger RNA from Meleagris gallopavo (turkey), 2902 nucleotides. NCBI's taxonomy places the organism in Eukaryota, Metazoa, Chordata, Aves, Galliformes, Phasianidae. The record is from RefSeq and is a predicted model, not a curated record.
AUGACUGGAAAUCUGAAAUUAUGUUCUGCAAGAUGUAGGACAUGUUCUUAUACUUUACCAAAUUUUCCUUACGAUGUCAAGAUGGUACUAGGAGAAAAAAAAUACCCUGACCACAGUAUGAGAAUAAGGAUUGUUGACUGUUUGCAAGCAGACAUGACAAAGUACCUAGCAGGAUCACUGUAUCCAAACAGCCAGCAGUACAACAUUGUUGUCGGAGCUUUGAUGCAGGCAUAUCCUUUCCUGAAUGAAGAUGGGAAUGGCUUUUUGGUGUGGAAACGGGCGCUUAAAGAUCGUUUCAAAUAUGUGCGUAGAGCCAUAGAAGAUGAUGAGCAAGUUUUGAAGAACAAAUGCAAGUUUGGCCAUAGGAAAGGACAGAGCAGGAAAUCUUCAUCUGUUGAAAACAAACCUAAUAACGUCAAAGCACAGAAAAUGGAAGAACCUGCUUAUCUUGAAGGUGAUGCAAUGUAUGUACACAUUAACUGGCUGAAGCAAGAAUAUAUGAAAACUCUGAGAAACUGGAAAGAAGUGAAUAAUAAAAUGAAUGCAACAAUACAAAUACGAAGGAAGAUGAUCUGUGAUAAGACGCCUUUAAAAGACAUUCUUAGACUAUUUCCUUUCUUAAGAUGCCCCUAUCAGCUUUUUAGGGAGUUCCAGCUUCUCACACACAUGGAUGUUUAUCAGAAAACAGUUAAGAUUUUGGAGAUUUAUUCAGAGAGCAUAUUAUCUUUAUGUCUGGUGAAGAAUAAUCCAAUUAACAUUAUGCUGCAAGAACAUCUGAAACAGAACACAGAGGAAAACGUUCUAAAAUAUAUGAAGACGACUGCUGCAUGUUUACUUCUGCCAGAUGUCUUUGGAGAUGACUCCAGUCUGUUUGCUGCAGUGAACGAGGAGGUGAAAGUAUUGACACCAGUGUUGGAAGUUAAAAAUCCCUUCAAUGUGAAUUCAUGCAGGUUUGCUCUGUACAUAGAAAAACAAGAGGUAGCCCAGCUCAAUGACUGCACUACAGCUCUGGCAGCACUGGUGGCUGCAUUUCACGUGUUCAAUAUCCAGUGCCCAAGCAGAAUCCAAAGGACGCUGAAAUUCCUGGUGUCCCUGAUCUUUGAGAUGAACAUCCCUCAAGCAUUCCUCCCAGGUCAGGUAAAGAGGGGGCUAGAGAUGCCUUAACAUCCCAGUGUUUGCUAGUGUACUCAUAUCAGGAACACUUGGAAUUUUGUCAAAUCUCCUUGUUGUGAAGAUAAAUCAGUGCACUCAUUCUAGUGAACGCAUCUGUAUAUUUCUAACAGUUAUGUUUAACAAUGUCUGCUUUUUAAAAAUUGUACUGGCUACUUUUUAAAAAAUCUAAAAUUGUCUAGAGCAGUCUGGAAGCAUUAGAGCAAAUAAGAUUUUCUAGUUUACUGCAUGUGUAAUGUAUCAGUUUUCCACACAGAGCAUUUUACAAAUGAAAACAAUAUUUUUACCAUCAGAAUUAAAAAAUGUACUCAUAAGUUAAUUUGAGCACUUAAUGCUCUGAAUUUACACAAAUUAAAGAUUUGUUACCUCUCUCACUAUAUUAUCUUCAUGUGAUCAUUGAGAGUGCUUGAAUGUAUUUCUUUGUUUUAAAAUACUGGGCUUGAUUUACAAUUUGGAGGAUGAUGAGUGUUCAUGCUUUUCUCAGCGCAUGAAAUGUUUUCUUCUUUCUUUUAACAUUAAUCCAAAGUUUGCUAAAUAAGGAUUCUGAGAUCAGUUCUCAAAGUAGCAAGAAUGACUUUCUGGGAUGCUGUCAUGUGCAUUUGCAACAACAGCUUUUGUGCUGGGAAACAAAUGCCUCAUUUUUCUAUCUGAGCUUUUUCCCCAUAACAGAUCAGCCUUCUCCACAUGGUACAUGUCCUGCCUGCCCACACAAAAUGGAGCCCUUUUCUCCUCUUCCAGAGUCUCCUUUUCUCCCUCCCACAGCCCUCUUAACUCCUUAAGUGCCUUGGACUCUGGAUAAGCUCACAGCAAUGAACAAUAGCAGAUGCCAGCAUGCUUGACCACUGCAUUAGUUAUAUAUACAGAAUGGUAAAUAACUUUUUUUAAAAACAAAACAAAAAAACAACGACUGCACUACAUUCUGCUGAAGAGUUUCAUUUUUCACCAUUUUUAGAAGUGUUGAUGUAGCCCAAGCAGUAUCUGCAUUCACCAGUAUUCUGCACACUCAAACACGUGGCUUGGGAAGCUGCAGGCGUUUUCUUAAGUGCUGAUUGCACAAGGAUGAGUCCAGUUCAGAGACUACAGUGGAACAGUGCAGUAUGAGGGGAGAAUACUGCAAUAAAUGGUCCAACUCUUCCAGAAAGAAGUCUCAGAAUUUUCACUUGCCUCUCAUAGAAACUGUGGGAUAUCCUUAGCCAUGUAACUGCUGGGUCACCUCCAACACAAUGUUGAAAACCACUACGAUUAUCAUUUCAAAGAUCCACUCUGUUGGAGUAAUUUUCAUGUCCUACUGCUUCUGUUGGGUGUAGUCUUUGUAACAGAGUUUGCCCUGUUACCUCAUAAUACAAAAGUGAAGAAUGUAGUGAUUAUGCUCUCGCUAAAUAGAGAAAGCAUCAUUCAAAUGAAGUUUUCUACAUCUUGUAAAGAGAAUUAACUAAACCAUUUCAUUAAACCACAGUAUGCUGUAAGUAGAUACAUAAAAAUUCAGGUAGUUGCUAGUGUUCAUAAGUGAUUACGAACUGCAGAGCGGCAAAACAUUGGUUCUUCCUGAAGGCUCCAGAGCUGGCACAUGAGAGAAAAAUACACACCGAAAGUGAAAGUUCAAGGAAGUGAACUACAUGGAAGGAAAGAAAACUAAAGAAUGUAGCAUAUUCUGUUCCAUGUCAGCUGUGGUCAAUGAGAUUUAGGAAAUGUUUUGGGUGAGAUCAGCUGGCAGUAGCUGAGUUGCUCUUUC